Messenger RNA from Exophiala oligosperma, 1568 nucleotides. RefSeq lists its product as uncharacterized. The coding region runs from base 98 to 1450 and encodes 450 amino acids. The transcript has 7 exons. Gene Ontology annotation, molecular function: catalytic activity. Lineage: Eukaryota; Fungi; Ascomycota; Eurotiomycetes; Chaetothyriales; Herpotrichiellaceae. The record is from RefSeq and is a predicted model, not a curated record.
UGAAGAGACAAAACAUUUUGUUUAUUGUUCUUUUCUUUUUCAUCCAGUUCUUCUCCUUUGCCCCCAAAAACGUCAUUUGUCAAAACCCCCCCCAAAAAUGGCACCAAGCAGAGCGACGGUACUCUUACUACGAGGGGGAAACUGUCAGUCCUUUGUUUCGAGGUCGACGACCAGCGUGCGGAGAAGAUGUUUUGCUUCGGCGACCUCAGCAACGACAACGACCAAAGUCGCACCGUUGGAAGGUAUACGUGUACUUGACAUGACUAGAGUAUUGGCAGGACCAUAUUGUACUCAAAUACUGGGUGACUUGGGAGCCGAAGUGAUCAAGAUUGAACAUCCUACGAGAGGUGAUGAUACUCGUGCUUGGGGUCCACCUUUUGCAAAGUACAAGGAUGGAGCAAAAGGAGGCAAGGCAGGAGAAUCUGCGUAUUUCAUCGGCGUCAAUCGAAAUAAAAAAUCAGUCGGUCUUUCAUUUCAACAUCCAGAUGGUGUCAAGAUUCUUCAUGAAUUAGCAAAAACUUCUGAUGUUCUCGUGGAGAAUUAUAUUCCAGGAUCUUUGAAAAAGUACAAACUCGACUAUGAAUCUCUACGUAAAAUCAACCCUCGUUUAAUCUACGCCUCCAUCACCGGGUACGGCCAAACGGGUCCCCACUCGUCUCGUGCCGGUUACGACGUCAUGGUCGAGGCGGAAAUGGGCCUGAUGCACAUCACGGGAGAACGAAACGGAUCGCCCGUCAAGGUCGGCGUCGCCGUCACCGACCUCACCACGGGACUGUACACGUGCAACGCCAUCAUGGCGUCCCUGUUGGCUCGACAACGCACCGACGCCGGCCAGCACCUCGACGUGGCCCUCUCCGACUGCCAGGUGGCGACCCUGGCCAACAUCGCCAGCAGCGUCCUGAUCAGCGGGCAGCGCGACGGCGGGAGGUGGGGCACGGCGCACCCGUCCAUCGUGCCGUACAAGGGCUUCAAGACCCGCGACGGCGACAUCAUGCUGGGCGGCGGCAACGACCGGCUGUUUGGGAUCAUCUGCGACAAACUGGGCCGGCCGGAGUGGAAGUCGGACCCUCGCUUCGUGACCAACGACGUGCGGGUCCAGCACCGCGACGUCCUGGAGCGGAUGAUCGAGGACCUCACCACCGAGAAAUCGACGGCCGAGUGGUUGGAGAUUCUCGAGGGGAGCGGGAUGCCGUACGCCGCCAUCAACGACGUCAAGGACACCCUGGACCACCCCCACGUCCGCGCCCGGGGGAUGGUGACCGAGGUCGACCACGACGCUUGUGGUCAGAUCAAACUCGUCAGUCCGCCCGUCAAGUACUCGGAGAGCAAGACCGGGGUGAGGACCGCGCCGCCCACGUUGGGCCAGCACACGGAGCACGUCUUGACGGAAGUGCUGGGCAUGGACGGGCAAGAGGUUGAAAGGUUGAAGGCUUCGGGGGUUGUCGCCUGAUGUCACGACAGUGGGGAAAUUGGACAUUAUACAUGUACAUACAUGAGACCAAACACAUACACUUAUACAACAUCCUGAUGGCUCUAGGUGAACGCCUGGGAUGAAUAUUGAUGGAAAG